CCCGUCUACACGCUGCACUCGAUAGCUGCCAAGGUUUUCUUGGACGGGUACCACUAUAUCAACGUUGCAGGGCGACAGGACCGACCAAUGUGAAACUCCGCGUCCAACCAGAGCUUCUUGGAAAGCCAUGCAUGCAUUAUUUUCCGAGACGCAAUACGCACCGAAACAACAGGGAGCCACCACACCUACCAAAAGGAGACGGCAGCUGUUGACCGGAUACUAGCAAUGUCCAACACUCCUGGCCAACAACAUCACAAUCCGCAGCUUAAGCCGACGCCUUCAGCGGGCAACCCAUAUUCGGCAUCCCCAAACCAGCUUACGCUCCCGACGGGUGCUUCACCCUUUCAGAACCCGUACCAGCAACAAUAUACCUAUGGACCCACGGCGCAUCAAGUAGAUCCGAAUCAGUUCGCAUAUUCUGGUCAAGCGCACUAUCCACACCACUUGCAGACCCAACACCAAGCGGUCCUCCAGCAGCAAGCGGCACAACAAUCCGUUGCCGGCCAGAGCCCAACGAGCACUCGCAAGCGGCGGGCUUCGGAACUGGGCGGCGAGAGCGCGCUCUCAGCCUCAUCGAGCAGUACCUUUUCGAAUCAGCCUACUGGGCUGAUGAUAGGCGGGCUUGACGUCGGCCAGGGUGAUCUUACCAACCAGCAGUCGCAGCUUCCAAGUCCAAUUGUGAAGAAAGGACGCACGAACACGCCCUGGACGCCAGCUGAGGAGCAAAGGCUGAAGGCGUUGCGGGAUGCCGGCAGCAGCUGGAGUGAGAUAGCUAAGACUUUCCCGACACGGACAGAAGGGAGCGUGAAGAAGCAUUGGUACAAAGAUAUGCAUUAUGCGGAGUUUGGCGAAGACGAGGUCAGCGCUUUCAGUGCGGCAUUGCUGCAAGCGAUCAAAGAUUAUGAGAACAGUAAGUGGAAGGUCAUUGGGCAGAAAGUCGGUAAACCAGCGAAGGCCUGUGAGCAGUUCGCCAAGGAGCGCGGAUGGAAAGUGUAGGCACCUACCUUGGCCGACGACAACGGUACCAACUCCUUGGCGACCAUGAGCAUUUUUGGUACGAUGGUCUGGAUACCCAAUGCAUCGGUGUGGAUUCAACAGCAGUGUCCGUGGAUGGACGGUACCUGGAGCUCUUGGAAGAUUAGUAAGAAGGCGGUUGAGAUCAUUGCUCGACUUCCUCGCCAUUUUUUGCAUACAUACUCCCAACUGCCGAAGUUUGUCGACGAGCCCGGGAGUAGAGAGUGUGACAUGUCGGGAGCGACGCUCUAGGCGUGGGCGAAAGCAUAUUCGUCGCUAUGGGCGAUUAUGCAGGACGGUGACAGACUUAGUACCACAACCAUCAUCUACAGUUGCCUCCCGGAAAUGCGGAUGUCUGAUGGUG
Molecule: messenger RNA, 1378 nt
Organism: Baudoinia panamericana UAMH 10762
Lineage: Eukaryota; Fungi; Ascomycota; Dothideomycetes; Mycosphaerellales; Teratosphaeriaceae
Exons: 5
Coding region: 226-996 (256 amino acids)
Biological process (GO): mitotic cell cycle; positive regulation of transcription by RNA polymerase II
Cellular component (GO): nucleus
Molecular function (GO): RNA polymerase II cis-regulatory region sequence-specific DNA binding; DNA-binding transcription factor activity, RNA polymerase II-specific
Source: RefSeq, a predicted model, not a curated record